AUAAGUUAACUAGUAAAAGACAUAAACUCAUCGCAAAGAAGAGGAAGAAAUGAACAAAAGUCCUCUGAACCAGUUUUAGCAAAAACCAAUAAGGACGAGAGAAGUGCAUGCAGAGAGAUUAAUAAACCAACAAAUAAAUAAAACGGAGGACGGGGAACAGUCAGUUCCGUCCAUGGCGGGUCUUCAGAGAUCCACCAUCUCUUUCCGGCGACAAGGCUCUUCGGGUAUAGUCUGGGACGACCGCCUCAUCGCCGAGCUUAGCCAACAAGCCAACAACCAGAAGAAAGGCGAUACCCAUCCACAGGUCGACGGCCAGGCGGCGUCCGAACUUCAAGAGCAGAUCACUGCUAAACCCAUCGCCGGAGAAGGACUCGUGCCGGAGAGGAGUCGAUCCAACGGCGGGGGCGGAGGAGCUAUCCGCCACCAUAGAAACACGGGGAGAGUGUCUCCGGCGGUGGACCCGCCAUCGCCGAGACUGUCGGCGUUUGGGUGUUGCCCUGCGUUUGGGAAGAAGCCUAGUCAGAGGAAAAGGCCAACGAAACGCAGAUCCAGGUAGGCGCCACAUAUUUAUAUAUGAACACCACAAAGUAGUAAGAAGAACACACACAAACACGUGAAAAACUAAGGCAAAGAGAAGAGAGUGAUCGUACAACAUAUAUAUACUUUAAUGGAUCUCUUUAAUUACUUUUCUGUUUUUGUUUGUCUUCUUUACUUUUAAAUUCUACUAUAAACUUGUAUUAUGAACUUUCAACUCAUC
Capsella rubella is the source of this 757-nucleotide messenger RNA. Its product is annotated as MAPK kinase substrate protein At1g80180. The record is from RefSeq and is a predicted model, not a curated record. The coding region runs from base 173 to 556 and encodes 127 amino acids. NCBI's taxonomy places the organism in Eukaryota, Viridiplantae, Streptophyta, Magnoliopsida, Brassicales, Brassicaceae. The transcript has a single exon.